Penicillium cataractarum is the source of this 798-nucleotide messenger RNA. Its product is annotated as oxidoreductase, short chain dehydrogenase/reductase family. The coding region runs from base 1 to 798 and encodes 265 amino acids. Lineage: Eukaryota; Fungi; Ascomycota; Eurotiomycetes; Eurotiales; Aspergillaceae. Gene Ontology annotation, molecular function: oxidoreductase activity. The record is from RefSeq and is a predicted model, not a curated record. The transcript has a single exon.
AUGGCACCAAAGUAUACCAACAAGCUCGCCAACCAAAGAGUCUUGAUUCUUGGAGCUACCUCAGGAAUCGGUUUCGCCGUGGCUGAAGCUUCAUUCGAGCACGGAGCCAACCUAGUGAUUUCGAGCUCUAACCAGAGCAAGCUCGACAAGACCGUUGCCCGGCUUAAGGAGUCCUACCCAGCUGAAUUCGAGAAGCAGACUAUCACCACUCACGUCUGCGACCUUUCCGAUGUCGCCAACCUGAACACAAACCUGGAAAAGCUCUUCGAAUUUGCUACCAAUGGCGGCACCGAUAAACUGAACCACAUUGUUACGACUGCCGGCGAUGCACUUAAUCUCCCCAAGCUCGCCGAUCUCACGCCCGAUGCUAUGUACAGCGGCAUGACGGUUCGCUACAUCGCACCCGCAAUGAUGGCCAAGUUCAUUCCAAAAUACGUGGUGGACUCGCCAUCUAGCUCCUUCACAUUCACUGGCGGUAUGCGAGGCAAGAAACCCGCUCCGGGCUGGAGUAUGGCUACGGCUAUUUGUGGCGGAAUCGACGGUCUAGCUCGUGGUCUUGCUUUAGAUUUGAAGCCAGUGCGGGUGAAUGUGGUGCAUCCCGGCGCCGUUAAGACUGAGCUGUUUAGCAUGUUCCCUGAAGAGCAGCUGGAGGCUAUGUUGAAGAUUUUCCGGGAUAGUUCGACGACUGGGACUGUUGGGAAGCCGGAGGAUUUGGCGGAGGGUUAUAUUUACCUCAUGAAGGAUGAGUUUGUGACUGGAUCGGUUAUUGAGUCGAAUGGUGGCGCUUUGUUGAAAUAG